Messenger RNA from Neurospora tetrasperma FGSC 2508, 389 nucleotides. RefSeq lists its product as uncharacterized. The annotation marks the transcript as partial. The record is from RefSeq and is a predicted model, not a curated record. Lineage: Eukaryota; Fungi; Ascomycota; Sordariomycetes; Sordariales; Sordariaceae. The transcript has a single exon.
AGAUGGUCAUGGAUGGGAAGCCUGAUCGAUCGGCCGAGUUCGUUCGUGAGGUUUCACAUGGAAACGAAGGGGGUUUUGGGAAUAAGUAUGGCAGAAGGACAGAGGACGAGUUGGUGCUUUGGGGGUGGGAAGGUGAUGGAACUGGGGAAAGCGGAGAAGAAGGAUUAGUUUUGAGUUGUGCAAAAGACAGCGGGAGGAAAAGAAGAAGAAGUAGUGGUGGGGUUGGGAUAACGAAUCAUCAAUAUUUUUUGGAGCGGAAAGGGGGAAAGAGAACCUUCCGUCCUAAAAUUCGACGGGCGUUGACCGGAUGAUUCGACGGUACCUUAUCUAAUGCUACUUACAGAUUCUGAUGAAUGACUUGCGGAAUUCAAACACAAACAUCAAUUACC